UACAGACGACGCAUCUGCAUCUGGAACGGCAGAUGAAGAAAUUAAAGCGGCGCCUAAGCGCGGCAUUCCGUGGCGGAGGUUCGCAGCAGAAUGUCGAACUGUGCGGAGCGAAUGGUCUGUCGAACGGAGUGAAUCACAUUCAUGCCGCUUCGUAUGGCUUCUUCGCUACCGCAACUCCGAAUCGAGCAUGGAGUCUUUCGGAUUCGAUGAAUCACUUGGCUGAUAGAUUAGCCGUGGAAGGAGUAAUCGUUGAGGAGUGCGAUCCGACAGCGGCUGUGCUUCGACAUCCCUAUCAUAGGUAUCAUCGAGCUCAGCAAUCAAGAGCCAACAGCAUGUAUAAUCCAAGAAUGUACAAUGGUUACUAUGGAUCACAUGCUUCGGUAGUUCAAGAAACGUCAGCGUUGGGUUCUGACGGUGAGAGCGUCGAAGUUUCGCCGUGUACAUCAGAUCAGACACCUACUGGAGUUCCACCUCGGUACAUUGUAAAUGUAAAAAUGCGACAAAAACCCUCUAGGAAAUGGAGCGAGGAAGAAAUCCAAAAACGUCUGUCAUUACCGGCAGAUUUGCGCUUACCCGUGAGUGUUGUAGAAAAACUCAAUCGAACACCAACACUCGAUCAACCGUUAACGAGAAAAAAUCGCCGGGCAUCGUUGAGCGAAAUUGGAUUUGGUAAAUUGGAAACGUAUGAGAAGUUAGAAAAACUUGGCGAGGGCACCUAUGCUACGGUUUAUCGAGGACGAUCGUUGUUGACGAAUAAAUUUGUCGCAUUGAAGGAAAUACGACUCGAGCAAGAAGAAGGAGCGCCAUGCACUGCGAUUCGAGAAGUUUCUCUAUUGCGGAAUCUUCGACAUGCAAACGUUGUCACGCUACAUGACAUCAUACAUACGGAUCGAUUGCUUACUUUAGUCUUUGAAUAUGUUGAUCGAGAUCUCAAACAAUAUAUGGAUGCUUGCAACAAUGUAUUAAGUAUGAAUAAUAUUCGACUAUUUCUCUUCCAAUUGCUUCGCGGUCUAGCGUACUGUCAUCAAAGACGAGUGCUACAUCGAGACUUAAAACCUCAGAACCUUCUAAUCACGGCGAAAGGCGAGCUAAAACUGGCCGAUUUUGGAUUGGCUCGAGCCAAGUCGGUUCCUACGAAGACGUAUUCAAAUGAGGUUGUCACGUUGUGGUAUAGGCCUCCGGAUGUGUUAUUAGGAUCUACCGAUUAUUCAACACAUAUCGAUAUGUGGGGAGUUGGUUGUAUAAUGUUUGAAAUGAUAGCCGGACGUGCACUUUUCCCCGGAUCAACUACCGAUGAGCAGCUAGGAUUGAUAUUUAGGACACUUGGAUCUCCACGAACGGAUCGCCAUGCGACCAUUUGCGCUAGACCAGCGUAUGCUCCAUUUGCUCAAAAAGUCUAUCAUCCAGAACCGUUGUCAAGACAAAUACCUAGGCUAGAUGCAAAUGGCCACGAUCUGCUUUUGAGAUUCUUGCAGUACGAGGGCAGGGACAGGAUAUCAGCACAAGAUGCUAUGUGCCACAACUUUAUGAGGAGUCUGCCACCUAAGGUAAUGUCAUUGAAAGACGAUGAAUCGGUAAUGGACGUAGAAGGUGUAGUACUUGAUCGUGAAAUAAUUUCCUACAAGGAUCACAAUCACCUCCACAGACCGACGAAAGCUUCACGACGUCAAAGUCUUUUGAUAUGACGUCUACUGAACGAGCGUCCAACCGUACAACCUGUCCAGCACAGCCCUGAACGUGUUGUCUUCGUUAUUUCCCGAGUCCGUGCUAUACUCUUUCUCCCCCAGAAUCGAAGAUCUGUGAUGCGUGUACUUUUUCUUUUUCCCUCCAUUGUUGAACAUAAUUUCCUCAACUGAUAUAUGCUUAGGAUGUGUGUUUGUUUAAUGUGUAGUAGAUGUUUCAAAAUAGGACCAAAAUCGACGAAGUUCAUUGCUCUACCUUCCAUAUUCCAUAUAUAUCAAGAACUCCAUGUCCUCACUUUCAACCAAAUUCCGCCGUUUUUGUACCCUAAUGCUUCUUCUUUUCUAAUUUUCUUCCCCAAGACUAACGCGUCUUUCCAUUUGUGUUACUGGUUAGGGUACUGCGUAUGUAUACUUGUUUUCACAAAAUUCAUUCUUGCAAUUAUUCUCUCUAACAUCGGUUAUAAAAUCUGUGAGCUGUGAGUGCAUAGUUGUUGGUUGAAUUUCGUCUACAUGAUUCCAGUCAGAGUUCAACGAUGACGGUGUUAACAUCUUUUGAAGCAAGUAUAUUUAUUAGAUAUUUAUGAAUAAAUUAUCUC
This is a messenger RNA of Cylicocyclus nassatus, 2278 nucleotides long. Lineage: Eukaryota; Metazoa; Nematoda; Chromadorea; Rhabditida; Strongylidae. The record is from the annotation of a GenBank genome assembly.